This is a messenger RNA of Fusarium redolens, 1425 nucleotides long. RefSeq lists its product as uncharacterized. Gene Ontology annotation, cellular component: nucleus. Gene Ontology annotation, biological process: positive regulation of transcription by RNA polymerase II. The record is from RefSeq and is a predicted model, not a curated record. The coding region runs from base 1 to 1425 and encodes 474 amino acids. NCBI's taxonomy places the organism in Eukaryota, Fungi, Ascomycota, Sordariomycetes, Hypocreales, Nectriaceae. Gene Ontology annotation, molecular function: zinc ion binding; transcription cis-regulatory region binding; DNA-binding transcription factor activity, RNA polymerase II-specific. The transcript has 3 exons.
AUGUCACGCUCAAGAACCGGCUGUUCAACAUGCAAAAGACGUCAUCGAAAAUGUGACGAAUCCAAACCAUCAUGUCUCGAAUGUCAAAAGAACAACCUCAACUGCGAAGGUUAUGCUCUAAAGUUACAAUGGGAUGUAGGAGUUGCGUCUAGAGGGAAGCUUACUGGUGCUUCACUUCCUGUUUUGAGGGCUGGGAAUGAGAAGAAGAGGGAGAGGGGGUUUGAGAUUGAUGGUACGGAGGGGGCUUUUGGACAGUUCCAGGCUUUGCCGCUGGGUGAUGGUGUUGAGAAUGGCCCGGUAUCGGAUUUACUGGACAUGGAGUAUCCAGUGAUCGAGACUGGUGAACCGCAGUGGCUCCAAAGAAGAAGUGCUCAAGAAAAACACCUCUUCAAAGAAUUUAUACAAAAAACCGUUUUCCUCUUCUACUCAACAUCCACAGAGGAUCCAUUCCCUCUUGAACUCCAACGCCUCGCUCUUCAAAACGAACCACUAUACCUUGGCCUAAUCGCCACACACGUUUACAACACCAACCCCCGAAAUCCACCACCACUAUUCCACGAUCUCUGUAAUCAAAGUCUUCGUCUUUUUCGAGAGCAGUUAAGUCGGUUUGAUGGGACUUUGGAUGGGGGGUUGAUAAAUGCUGGUGUAUUCCUUUGCACACUCCACUUAUUCCAAGGAAUCCCCUGGACAGCUCAUCUAAACCAUAUGAUGUGGGUAUACCACCUCUUCCCGCACUCCAAAAACGCGCAUCGAAUAGGAGAUCUGGAAUAUCGCUUUUCUCUUGAAGCGAUGGCCAUAAUGGAUAUUCCCACUUUUGUUCGAGGGCGCGAUACGCCAACGCUUGGAAUCUGGGGUCUUCUCCGCUCCGCUCAAAGAGCGUCUCCAACAGGGCUAGUUGGCGGUGUCGAAAGUGUCUCGGGCUUACCGCGAAGUCUCCUCGAUAUCUUCGGUCGAAUGGCGCAUGAGGAUGUGGAGAAGGAGUUUGUUGAGUGGGAGGGCCAUGAGGGUUCUAUUCCGCAUGUUCAUCUCUGGGAAGCCUUUCGGCUAUCAGGAAUCUUACUUACUCGUCGACAAAAACGCAUCCCUCCUCACUCACCAUCCAACGAACUCCUCGUAUGUCGCCUAGUAGCCACCCUCGACGCACUAUACGAAACUCGCCAUCGUGAAGAAUACGCUCAUAUCCUCGCUACAAACAGCAUGUUGUAUCCCUACACUGCAGCCCGUCUCGAAGUAACUAUUCUUCAAACAAGACCAACAUGGGUACAAACGCUACGCCGAUGCUGCAGUAUCUGCGAUGCAUACCGCGACACGCCUAAUGCUCUAAUUCUAGAGGAGAUAUUAGAUAACGCGUUGGAAAGGGGCGAUAAUGAUGUUGAUCUUGAUAAAGAGACGAAAUUGAGAGGCGUUGAACUGAGUUUGUUUUAG